AUGUUCGAAAUUGUAACAGAUGCGGAUGGCAACCCCAUUCGAAAUUCCAUGGGACAUUUUCUUAUCGUCAAGAAAGGUACUGACCAGCAGUUUUGGUUGCCUGAGGAUCAAAUUCAACUUGAGGAAAAUAGGACUGAUGAGAGACUGACUGAGAAAAAAGACAAUAUGUCAGCUGAGGAUAACUUGGAGAUUAGAGAUAGGGCAGGUCCAAGUUCCUGCUCUCAAUCAUCAAAAGAUGAACCUUUUAUCUGGAGUGAGAGAGCGGUAUUGCUCCUCUUGGAACAAUACGAAUGCCAUGUAGAAGAGUUCAAAAAAAACUUGAGGCACGAAAGAAUAUGGAGUUCUAUUGCUGCCCAACUGAUAGAGAAAGGUCAUUUGGUCAAUGGCAGACAAUGUUCUAUAAAGUGGACAGGUCUAAAAAGGACUUACAAAAAUAUUAAGGAUCAAAAAGACAGAUCAGGUGCUAGUGCUGUUUCUUGGCCAUUUUAUUCUGCAAUGACUACAUUGCUAGGGGACAAGGCCUACAUGAAGCCGGUGGCCUUAGCGAGUUCCACAGGACAACCAAAAAAUUUAACAGGAGAUUGUUCCAAAGGUGUGUACAUUAUAAGUUUGAAACCACCUCAAAAGAAAAUGAAACCUAUGAAAAAGGACGCGGUUUUAAAAGAACUCACUGACAGAACUAACAAGCUGCAAGAAUCAAUAAAUAAACAGAAUAUUAAAAGACAUAGGGAGAAAGCAGAAAGAGAGGAAAGAAAGGCCAAGCAGCACGCAGAAAAAAUGGAAAUGCAAAGGGCCUUCUUAGACAUCUUUAAAAAGAUGGCAGAGAAAUAAUUUUUAUUGCUCGUUACUUUUGUUAAGUGACUUUUGACUUUCUUUAACCUUUAUAUUAGAGUUCCUUUUUUUG
This is a messenger RNA of Ceutorhynchus assimilis (cabbage seed weevil), 904 nucleotides long. NCBI's taxonomy places the organism in Eukaryota, Metazoa, Arthropoda, Insecta, Coleoptera, Curculionidae. The record is from the annotation of a GenBank genome assembly.